UUCUUAAGUGGCCCUGAUAGUAAGUUGCAGUUUCCGAGCACAUGCAGAGGUCGGGCCAGCCUGCUGCUCGCUGCGUCCUGCCACUCCGUCGUACCUGCCCGGACCUCACCUUGUCACUGCCUGGGCGGCCUUCCACCGGUUGGAAAAUCAGAAAAGUUGGGUUCUAACACCAAAGAGGAGAUUUGACUUUCUGGGGUAGUUCCAAGACUCGGAAGUGCAAAGAAGAGACACUCUCAGAAAAGUAAACAUGACCAAAAGCAAUGGGGAAGAGCCCAGGAUGGGCGGCAGGAUGGAAAGAUUCCAGCAAGGAGUUCGCAAACGCACACUUUUGGCUAAGAAGAAAGUGCAGAACAUCACAAAGGAGGAUGUUAAAAGUUACCUGUUUCGGAACGCUUUUGUGCUGCUUACUGUCACCGCUGUCAUUGUGGGAACAAUCCUUGGAUUUGCCCUCCGACCAUACAGAAUGAGCUACCGGGAAGUCAAGUACUUCUCCUUUCCUGGGGAGCUUUUGAUGAGGAUGUUACAGAUGUUGGUCUUGCCGCUUAUCAUUUCCAGUCUUGUCACAGGAAUGGCGGCCCUAGAUAGUAAGGCAUCAGGGAAGAUGGGGAUGCGAGCUGUAGUCUAUUACAUGACUACCACCAUCAUUGCUGUGGUGAUUGGCAUAAUCAUUGUCAUCAUCAUCCAUCCUGGGAAGGGCACAAAGGAAAACAUGUACAGAGAAGGCAAAAUUGUCCAAGUGACUGCUGCAGAUGCCUUCCUCGACUUAAUCAGAAACAUGUUCCCUCCGAAUCUGGUGGAAGCUUGCUUUAAACAGUUUAAAACCAACUAUGAGAAGAGAAGCUUUAGAGUGCCCAUCCAGCCCAACGAGACUCUCGUGAGUGCCGUGAUAAACAAUGUGUCAGAGGCCAUGGAGACGCUCACGCGGAUCACAGAGGAGAUGGUUCCAGUUCCAGGAUCGGUGAAUGGGGUCAACGCCCUGGGACUAGUUGUCUUUUCCAUGUGCUUCGGUUUUGUGAUUGGAAACAUGAAGGAGCAAGGGCAAGCCCUGCGAGAGUUCUUUGAUUCUCUCAACGAAGCCAUCAUGAGAUUGGUUGCAGUGAUAAUGUGGUACGCCCCUCUGGGUAUCCUCUUCCUGAUUGCAGGGAAAAUUGUUGAGAUGGAAGACAUGGGUGUGAUUGGAGGGCAGCUUGCCAUGUAUACAGUGACGGUCAUUGUCGGCCUCCUCAUUCAUGCAGUCAUUGUCCUACCUCUCCUCUACUUCCUGGUAACCAGGAAGAACCCUUGGGUCUUCAUUGGAGGUUUGCUGCAAGCACUCAUCACAGCUCUCGGGACCUCUUCAAGUUCUGCCACCCUACCUAUCACCUUCAAGUGCCUGGAAGAGAACAAUGGUGUAGACAAACGUGUCACCAGAUUUGUGCUCCCUGUGGGGGCCACCAUUAACAUGGAUGGAACAGCCCUCUAUGAGGCUUUGGCUGCCAUUUUCAUCGCUCAAGUUAACAACUUUGACCUGAACUUUGGACAGAUUAUUACAAUCAGCAUCACAGCUACGGCUGCAAGUAUAGGGGCAGCUGGGAUUCCUCAGGCGGGCCUGGUCACCAUGGUCAUCGUGCUGACAUCUGUGGGUCUGCCCACUGACGACAUCACGCUCAUCAUUGCAGUGGACUGGUUCCUGGACCGCCUCCGAACCACAACCAAUGUCCUGGGUGACUCCCUGGGAGCCGGCAUCGUGGAGCACUUGUCACGACAUGAACUGAAGAACAGAGACGUUGAAAUGGGAAACUCAGUGAUUGAAGAGAAUGAAAUGAAGAAGCCAUACCAGCUGAUUGCCCAGGACAAUGAAGCUGAGAAGCCUCUGGACAGUGAGACCAAGAUGUAGACUAACACAAAGAGACGCCUUCUUGAGCACCAGCGGUUUGACACCAUUGUGAAAUGUGUCCAUCUCCUUAGGCUCAUUCUCUCCAGUGAGCCCCUUCCCCGCUCUUUUCUCCCCACUCCAAUAGGACUGGAAGGUAUUCACCCCAAAACAAGGGAGGAUUUUGUGGCAGCCAAACUGUAUCAUUUUCAUCCCACUUUUGCAAUUUGAAAAUCAUCUCCUAUUAGUUUCACCUAAUAAGGUAGUAGGAUCAAAAAUCAUCUUGAUCAGGUCUCACAAAUUUAUGUGGAACAGGAUCCCACAAAUGUGACUGUUUUAUAAGUUAAAGAAUCUAACAAAUAAGCCAAAAUAUUUUAAGUCAACUUUCAGAUUACAAAAAUCCUUCAGAACGUUAGCUUCAAAACAUAGCAACUCAAUGAAAAACAAUCAGCUGUCAGUUGGACAGUAGAAGAAUUUUUUUCCCUCUCUCUUCUGACCCGUGUCUUCCUUUUAUUGGGAGGGGGAAAAUAUACAGAUGCAUCCCACACAGCUGUGAGGAGGGGCAGCAAGUGAAAUUUCCAUGCAGCCUUGAGCAACUUGCAUCUCAUCUCUAGGCCUCAGUGUCCUCAUCUGUCCAGUGAAUGACUUCCUUAGAUGCCUUUAUGGUCUUGCUAGCCCAGACUUCCUGUGACAUCACAAAAGAGCCUGCCCUCAGUUUCUCCAUGGAAUACCCUGCACCACAUAUCAGUCAAUGGAGUACAGGGCUCUGAGAAAGAACACUUAAUGGAAGUGAACAUUUCCACACUGGGACAGGAUGGUGUGUGGAUCACCAGCUCUGUAUCCAAAACGUCAGUUCUGCAAGUCAUCAGGUAGAAGGCCAUUCCAGGAGAGGGAUUAUUCAUGCAGCUCUUUGCCUAAUUAUUUCCAACAAGAGAAGUAUCCCCUUUUCUCCUCUCCCCAACCUGAAGGGACUGCUCUGGGGAGGAUGUCUCCCACCACUCAACUGACAAAAAAUCUUUAGGAAAUAAACAGAGUAGCAACUACCAAGCGUGCUCGUGGUCUUGCUAUGGAACACUACAGAGCUAGAGAAGACGUGAUCACGACUGACCUUAAAGAGAGGAUUUUAUCAUACAAGAGGUUAGGUCUUCCUUAAGGAGAAAUAAAGAAGAGCUUCAUUUGGGUCUUUUUUUUUUUCCUAACCUGAAACAUUUUCUCUUUUCAGUUUAGAAUCAUUCCCCCAAGAAACGUACAUACAAAAAUAUUACUUCUUACAUAUUUUUGAAGAAGUCCCAUGAAUGCACUAGUACAGGUCCAUGAAAAUAUUUUUUACUUUAAUCAGGUCUUAGAGAAAUGACAUACUUCUUUGUGUUGAAAUCCCCACUUACUAAAUUAUUCAGAACUUUUAGCUAGAGCAGGGUUUGCUUUAGUUUUGUCCGUGUUCCUAAGAGAUACAGUAGAAGACAAAUCCGUAGAAAGACAAUGUCGAUGAGGUUGCAAAGAAAGAUAGGAGUGGCAUUAGUUCCAGGCAAGGCAGCUCCAGGUUGAAAAGAUUAAUUUUUGUCCCCUAAAAGAAUAUUCAGUCAAAGACACUCAGUAGGAGCCAUCAGACAGUACCAGCUGUGUUUGAGCUUCUGCCGGAAAAUGGUGAAGAAUGGACUUAAUUAUGCUAACAAACUGAAAAUCUAGACCUGCACCCUCUGAUACACAAUUAGAGAUUUUUUAUAGAGAUCUUGAGCACCAUGUGCAUACAAAAGUUAACCUUAGGCUGUGUAGAGUAAUCAUUUAAUGCUGAGGCUCUAUUUGGGAAAUACACUACACAAGUUAAUGUACGAGGCUGCCAUCACACUAGUAGAGCAACAAUUAAUUGUGUCAAAAUAAUUCUGUUACACAGUGUGAUGUUUUUUAUACUAACCGUUUCUUAUGAAAGCAGGUCCUCUAGGGCGAUCCUCUGGCCGGGCGGUCACAAGCUCUGCAUAUACACGUGCCUAGUGUGGACCAAGGGGCGUUACUGUAUAGGUGUAUUUUCAAUAAAGAAAAAAUAGUUUUACAUUAAUA
This is a messenger RNA of Chinchilla lanigera (long-tailed chinchilla), 3907 nucleotides long. It is a transcript of the gene Slc1a3, whose product is annotated as solute carrier family 1 (glial high affinity glutamate transporter), member 3. The record is from RefSeq and is a predicted model, not a curated record. The transcript is spliced from 10 exons. Lineage: Eukaryota; Metazoa; Chordata; Mammalia; Rodentia; Chinchillidae. Gene Ontology annotation, molecular function: L-glutamate transmembrane transporter activity; glutamate:sodium symporter activity; neutral L-amino acid transmembrane transporter activity. The coding region runs from base 248 to 1876 and encodes 542 amino acids. Gene Ontology annotation, cellular component: plasma membrane. Gene Ontology annotation, biological process: L-aspartate import across plasma membrane; L-glutamate import across plasma membrane; D-aspartate import across plasma membrane.